Molecule: messenger RNA, 445 nt
Organism: Oryctolagus cuniculus (rabbit)
Lineage: Eukaryota; Metazoa; Chordata; Mammalia; Lagomorpha; Leporidae
Source: RefSeq, a predicted model, not a curated record
GAAUCACAUGGAUUCGCGAUGGAGAUUGGAUAUGAAUGCCCUGAGGUCCCGGAGGGCCCAGGAGCGAGCAGCGCUCUUCAGACAAUAUGAGCAGGGAUGCCGAGGAGCGGCACUGUUGGUGCCCGAAGAAGAGGACGAUGAGGGCGGCUGCCUCGUCCCAGACAGGCUUGGGUUCCUGCAUGAGCAGAAGUUGCCCCAAGACAGCACCCCGGGGGCAAAGCGUAAACAGGAGGUGGGAAGGAUCCAGAAGUGGAUAAAGAUGAUAAAGAACCAUAUUAAAUACCGCGGCAGCGACAAGGUACCGUGGCGAUGAGGGCCCCUCGGGAACACUGAGAGCUGAAUUGGGGUUUGAGCAGUGCCCAUUCCUGUGCCAGGCACCGCCUGCCUCUCAGAUGCCCAGGGGCAACUGUCCAGUCCCUAGAGACACAGGUCAUGGGCACACCUU